Molecule: messenger RNA, 2710 nt
Organism: Aedes albopictus (Asian tiger mosquito)
Lineage: Eukaryota; Metazoa; Arthropoda; Insecta; Diptera; Culicidae
Exons: 5
Coding region: 1-1611 (536 amino acids)
Molecular function (GO): protein dimerization activity
Source: RefSeq, a predicted model, not a curated record
AUGAAUCACGAAAUCGUUGCAUUCUACGGCGAACUUAGCAUCCGGAUGGUAGCAAAAGCUAUGGGUGGAGCAUUCCACCAGAUGCAGCACGAUCUGGCAAAAGCUGCCUGUCCUGUUGCGCCGAAGCCGAAAAAACAAAAGAACUCGAGCAAACCAACGCUGCAAGAGAUCGCGCUGCGAUUUAUAAGCCGCGAAGGAAAUGCAGGAUCAUGCAGCAUCGACGAAAAUAGCGGUUGCUCAUACACACAAGUGACGUGCGAUGUCGGAAAUUUUGUCCGACACUUCCGAACCCAGCAUCCAAACGCGGCCAGGAGACACGGACUUAUGAGCGAGAAGGAUACAGGCGCCCGGAAACCACGAGCAAUCGCAAAACGCCUCAUAGGUAUUGAUCGGCGUUUGUUGCUCGAAUCUUUAACGAAGCUGGUGUGCUAUCAUAAUCUUCCUUUAUCUUGUGUCGAGUGGGAAGGUCUCAAGCAAUUGAUGGACCCAAUUGCCUCCGCAUUGGAUGUGACGCUGAAUCGAGGAAAAAACAAAAUGAUCAUUCAUGCCAUAGCCAACAGGGUUCGUGCCGCUUUGGGAAAGGAGAUGAAAAAUAUUUUACUUUCACUGAAGGUCGAUUCCGCUUCGAGAUUCCACCGCCAUAUACUUGGAAUCAAUGUUCAGUACGUUUUAGACGGAAAAAUCGUCAUUCGUACUCUUGGCAUGGUAGAAAUCAAGGAGCGGCAAACAGCAGCAUUCCUGAAGGAAAAGAUUUUAGAUGUGAUUCAAUCGUAUGGGGUGAGCAUAGAACAAAUCUUCUCCGUUACUGUCGAUAACGGAUUGACGCCUAAAAUUUGGGAGUUCAUCGAGCACUAUGUGCAGGCCUUUGAGCCCUUGGAUAUCUGCACCAAAAAACUUCAGGAACGGCAUGUUUCAUUGUCCGAUUUCUAUAUCGCGUGGCUCAUGACAAUCAACUCAGUACGAAACAUGUUUUCGAAUCCUUUUGCCCAGAAGUUGACUAAGGCUCUGACAGAUCGCUUGGUUAAGUUGAAAUCGUCUCAAGCAUUCCAGAUGGCUCUUUUUGUGGAUCCCCGCUUGAACUUCUUGAACUCCAAACUGUUCAACGAAGAUGAAAAGCUACAUAUUCAGACAUGUAUCAAGGACACCUGGAACAGAAUUCGAAGACUGAAGCCAUCACCUUCUGAAAUGUCAGCUAACAACAGUUCCAAUAGCAAUUCUCAAUUCGACGAUUUCGUGACGGAGCUUUAUGGUGGUACUCUGUCGAAGACAGCAAACGAUGCAACUGAUUCGUCAUUUGUCCAACAACUUAAGGCGUUGGAAGCUGAACCUCGUCAAGACCACACAUUUGACGUGUUCAAACAUUGGGUGAAGCGUAGAGAAUCGCAUCCGGAGCUUUUCGAGGUUGCUAUGGUUGUCGUAGCAACACCCUCGAACCAGAUUUCAGUAGAGCGGUCCUUUAGCGCGUUAGCUCUGAUUCUCACGUCGCACCGAGUUGGAUUGGGACAAGAUGCACUAGAAGAUAUAUUGAUCAUAAAGCUCAACCGGGACAUUUUUGAGAAAGAGGCUGAAUUGAUCGAUUGGGAUGAUCUGGUCAGUAAUGUGAAUUCUUAGCUUGAGUCUAGUCUUGGAGUUAUUGAGAUUAUGGUUAGCAACAGCACGGUGAUAUACCAUCAAGAGAAAUAGUUUACAAAAAGAAUUUUGAAUUAGUUAUCUGGGAAAUAUGUUCUCUUUUUUUGUUCUAUUGUUUUAUAUUUUUAAAUAAAACGAAAUACAUAAGUACCUUUUAUUUCGACAAUAAAAUAAUUUUGAGCUUUUUUUUUUAAAUGCGCCGUUGGUAAGGUAGACGCGUACAAUUUCCAUGUGACUUUAUUGGUUUUUGUAGGAAUGUAGGGUGUAAGAAAAUUAAGGAAGGGAAUCCUGUUGUUGGGGCAUCGCUAUAACUUAGUAAAUUUAUCCAGUUGACUCGUAUGUUUGUACAAUGUACAUGACUAGAUAGAUGCUUCCUCACCAUAUACGAAAUUCAUAUAAGUAGAUUAUAUAGUUUUAUCCUUUGUACACGCUUAGAUACUAUAGGGUAGCGAGCCACUUGGGCAGUGGCCGGUAUUUUGGGCACUCUUCGCUAUUACUCAGUCAAUUCCAAACCAAUUGACUUGAAAUUUUGUACACGGCUAGAUACUAUACAUAUCUCUCCGCGUUCCAAAAAUUGUGCCAAUUGGUACAAAAUUGGCUGAGUUAUUGCAGAAAAGUGCCCAAAAUACGAGCCCUGCCGAGAUGGUUCCACUUCCCUACCUAUCUCACCGCGUUAUAGCGGAAAGUGCUCAAAAUAGAAGCCACUGCCGGAGUGGCUCGGAUCCCUAACUACAUUUUUAUUACGCACCUACACUAGAAUUCUCUUUACGAGAUGGUAGUAGGAAGGAUAUCUCGAAAGUUCAGUACGUGUAAAGUUAAGAAGAUCCUUGUCCGUGUAGCUGCCGGCUUAGAAUAGCACUACGGACUCCCUGUUCCGGUGGUAAGAGUCCUCCAAACAGGGAAACCCAAGGUGUCAGGCGACCCGCCUAAACCAAACCGUUUUAUCGCUUUAAGUUUAUUAUUACAAAUUACUCAUCAAAGCCCUAUGAGAAUCAUUUUUGUAGCAUUCAAAACCAUUGCCGUACGAAGGUUCAAUCCUGAAAUAGUAUUGCGCAUUUCCUACCCCACUGGACCCCUUUCG